Neospora caninum is the source of this 4035-nucleotide messenger RNA. RefSeq lists its product as hypothetical. The transcript is spliced from 2 exons. The record is from RefSeq and is a predicted model, not a curated record. The coding region runs from base 1 to 4035 and encodes 1344 amino acids. NCBI's taxonomy places the organism in Eukaryota, Apicomplexa, Conoidasida, Eucoccidiorida, Sarcocystidae.
AUGCUGCGGGCUUCCGGGUCCGAGGGCUCGCGCGUGCGGGCGCAGCUCUGCCGCUCGCGCCCCAGACCUUCUCGGACUCGCCGUGCGCUUUCGGCUGCGAGUUUGCUCGUUCUCCUCGGCAGCGGCGGGGUGUCUCUGGCAGCGCCGGCCCUGAAGCCGGUGGAGACCGAGCUCCCCGCGCCGUCGCCCCUUGCCUUCCUUUCCGCAACAUCUCCCGCCACGCUUCUCGCGUCGCUGGCGGCCCCGUCGCCCUGGGGCCCAGACGCACCUGGCCUCGACGGACUCGAAACUCAAAGUGCGCAGGCCGCCGCCGUUUCGCCCUCGGAAGAAAGCAACGGCUGGCGAGAAGGCGAAGUCUCGUCGCGUCCCGCUGCAGAGCGGCGGCGAGAAGUGGACCAGCGGACUGUGGAGGCGACGGAAGAGUCUGCAAACUCUGUGUCCACCCUCAGUGUCCCUUCUCCGGUGGGCGCGGCGAACGUAGGCGAUGCACAAGCGUCGUUGCUGUCCUUCUGGAGACGCCGGAAGGCUGAAGAGACCCCUCUGCCUUCGACCGCCUCCCCCAUCACGGAAGCGCCCGCUGCCCUGCAGUCUGCGCUGCCUUUCGCAACCUGGUUCGGGCUCGGUGGAAAAGAAGGCGUGCAUGCAGAGAGGGUUGACAUCCAAGCGCGCCUCUUGUUCAACGAGGGGACGGAGGCUCCCCGCAGCGAACAGGCGCUGAGCAGUUCCACGGGCGAGAGCGAAGCCGCGCCUGUCCGCCCUGACCCGCACGCGUCCUCAUGGUUUCCGUCACUGUUCUCCGGAAAGACUCAGACCUUUGCGGCCAUGAACGCCCUCGAUGGGUUGACUGCCUUUUGGUUUCCGAGUCUCCGGCGCGGACUCGGUCUGGAUGUGCAGGACGCGGACGGCGUGAAGGAUCGCUCGACCGACUCAUCGCAAGAGACGAAGGAAGGCGAAACGGCUGCGGACGGCACUCGCGUCGCCGACAACCACUGGUCCCACAUCACCGGAACCGCCAACGACCCGCUCCCGGCUGCGCGUGCCGCGGCCUGGUGGUUCGCCCAGCGCGAAGAAGAAGUCAGAGGGCUCGCCAAAGCGGCCGCCCAUCAAGGCUCCGAGAAUCUGCAGCACGCGGCGGACUCUGCGACUGCCACGGCUCAGGCUUUCUGGCACCAGAGCGGCGGAGCGCAAGCGUCGCAAGAGGCUCUCGCUGCUCUGGAAGCCUCGGCCCAGUGGUUUCGCCAGCAGAAGAACAAGCUGGAGGAGCUCGACGCAGCCGGCGCUGCUGCGUGGUGGGAGGCCGUCAAAAAGUCGCAAAGCGACCGGCUGGCCGCGGAAGAAACGACGGGGCGAGCUCAAGCAGGUGCCGCUGCGUUUCUUGCCCAUGCAAACGCUUCCUGGAUGCACCCGAGGCAGGGCGAAAAGCUGACGGCUGUGGGGGUUGACGUGCCCCAAGCGGCGGGCCUCGCUCCGGCGUUUCUCGUCCCAGAGGGACUCGCCUUUUGGGGGACCCAGACAGAGGAGAAUGCGGCAGGCGCGCUGCCUUCGCGCGGGACGAAAGUCGGAGCUUCACAGGCGGCGGGACCAGUCACCGCUCAAGUGCCUCCUGCGGCGGCCGUUGCAGCCGCAGCAGCCGCCGCAGGCUGGCUGAAUUGGAGCCGCACCGCGGACGCGCAGAAAGCGGCGCCUCCCCAGGAGGCGCUCUCUUGGUUCUGGAGCAAACAGUUGAAAGACGUCGAGGACGCUGUGGAGAUGAGCUCGACGUGGCUAGGCCACUCUGCACUGGGGAACAUGUCGAGGGGGGUCGCCCUCAGCGCGGCCGUCGGGAACGGUCUUUUGAAUGUGCCUUUGUGGGGCGAAGGCCGAAAAGAAGUGGCGGAAACGAAGGAACCCGAAACUGUUGCCUCGACGUCGGGCGUGGCCUCGGUGCUUUCCUGGUGGAGAGGCGGAGAAGCAAACGACGGGGAAAACACGCCGUCGCUGGUGCAGGACGAGGCGCCUCGCGCGGCCUCGAGGUCCGACGAACCUGCGCAGAAGUCUGUGGAAAAGUCCCUCAUGUCCUGGGUGCGCUCGUGGUUUUCUGGAGGGAAGGAAGAUCCCGAAGCCGUCUCUGCGGCGGGGCUCGGAGAGGAGGACGUUAAGGGAGGGCGCAGCGCCACUUCCUUCGCACGCUGGUUCGGCCAGAAACAGUUUCCCAGUCCGGACACGACGGCGGAAGGCAAGAAGGAAGCUUCUUCCGCCUCCGUGCCUGCCUCUCGGUGGUUCGAAUCGUCUGGCGCGGCGGGUGAGAAGGGAGAGGCGAAGGGCCAUGGCGCCAAAGCCGCAUCCGCCGAGAAGCUUUCGUCGUCGCCUCCGAGCAGCGCCGACGGCGACGUGGCGUUUGAACAGCCCGUUGGCCUCGACAAACCGUCUGAGCCGGCAGGCACCGCGUUCGGGUGGCCUUUUCAGAGCUCAUCCGCAGAGCCCAACUACCCCAGCAGAGGCGGACAGUCCCAGCACAUCGAGGAUGGCGUGUCUCGCUCGGCGGGGAGCUCGUGGGUGCCCGACACCGGUUUUCUCCGCAGGGCGAUCGAAGGCGCUUCGCGGCCGGAGGGAGCGCAGGCUUCCCUAGCCGCGCGUGCGUCUCAGUUCCUCGCACAAAAUGCAGACCAGGCGUCUGGGUGGAUCUUUGGCGGCGCGUCUGAGUCGGAAUCUCACGCGGAAAAGCCUGCCGCGCCCGUCCCCGGACUGAAGCAAGGAAGUUCCUGGUGGGAGUGGGAAUCGAGCGAGACAGUCACGACAACGAAGCCUCCAAAGUACACUCGAGAUGUGCGUCUGGACUGCAACCCAGUUCCACCGUUUCGAGCGUGUGUGCAAAAGUGCCAGAGUGACAGCCGGCGCCACACAAAAGACAACGCGGAUCGGUCAGAGCCUCAAGCCCUGGGAUCGUACGAGUACGGCAGCCUCCGCAGUUGCUACUUGACGUGCAAACAAAAGUGGAUUGACACAGACCUCCCGGGGUGCCUGAGAGCUGACGGGGUGAAGGUGGAAGGCGUACCACCGAUCGAGGCCUUCCGGAGCACGACGACGAGCACGACCACGACGCCCAGCACGACCACGACAACCCCUCACCCCAAGACUUCGACACAGAAGCGCGAGCAGCCGAAACCCACAGAGGAAGCGGCAAAGUCGUUCUGGGACGGGCUGACAGGCAAGACGGAAGGGGUUGCAGACAAAGCGCAGCAGGAAGAGCAAAAGGGCUUGUUCUCCCUGUUCCAGCGGGCGACACCGACCUCGACAACCACUACUCCGGCGCCACCGGCGCAAGGUUUCUCUUUAACAAAGUUGUUGGGUUUCCACCCGACGGCAAGCGCGCCGGCGUCUGCAGAAACCCCGUCUUCCGAUUCGUUUCCUUUCUCCCUGAGAGGACCAAGCUCUCUGUGGUCGGCGAAAAACGAUGCGGCAGCUGGUCUUGAGCCUGCCUUGGGUAACGGGCUAUUUGGAAGCCUCUUCAGUCGCAGUGACGCAGCGCUCCCCUCUAAGGCGCCUUUGGCUGCUCAAACUUCGAUGACAGACGCAGGCCUGCAGGAGGCAGACCUGUCGAAUGCAUCCGUUUCAGAAAAGCGUAAAAACGAGUCGGCAGGAUGGUGGACGUGGCCAGCCAGCAGUGCCGAGACUGGGAAGGAAGGGGCGAAGGCGAGCGCCGUUGCUGCAGGGGUGCGCGGGCCGGACCGCGCGGCGGAGGGGGCGGCAUAUGAAGCUCCAGAGUCGACUAAUCGAUUGGUGGAGGAAGCUGACGACGCCAUCGAGAACGUCCUUUCCAGUUGGUGGCCUGUAUUUCUCUUGGUUGUCGGCGUCGGGCUGCUCGUCCUGUGUUUCUUGGGAAGGCGGUUGGGUCAGUGGGAAGGCAUGGCGGGAAGUGGAGACAUUGAGAGGGGCGAAUAUGCCGCAGCGCCUGUCUUCAGGGAAUCGGCUACUGAACAGCACGACGGGCGUCGAUCUGUGAAUGGUCCGUCGACUGAUGAAAACCGACAACCGCUGAUAGACCGUUCAGGCUGA